Molecule: messenger RNA, 1740 nt
Organism: Fusarium sp. VM40
Lineage: Eukaryota; Fungi; Ascomycota; Sordariomycetes; Hypocreales; Nectriaceae
Source: the annotation of a GenBank genome assembly
AUGACUUCUGCAGAAAUGAACGAAAAGAAACUAAUUGACACGGCUGGGCUGUCCGUUCAAACGCCUUCGCUGCUGACUUCCGUUGAUUUAUCUGAUCAAACACAAACAGCCACAGGAGAUGAAGAAGCUCAGCCCGAGACGCGUGAAAUAAAAGGAAAACAUCCAUCCUUCAACAGAGAUUACCGCUUCUGGAUGAUCAUGGUUACUCUAAUUCUCGCUACACUCCUUGCGUCCCUCGAAGCAACAGUGGUCAUAACCUCUCUUCCAACUAUCGUCGAGAAUCUGAAACUCGGAAGUAGUUAUAUCUGGGUAACCAACGUCUUCUUUUUAACAACAGCUUGUGUUCAGCCACUCUUCGGCCAACUCUGUAACCUCUGGGGCCGUAAAAGGGUCAUGAUGUUUAUCUUUGCUAUAUACACACUCGGAAGUGGUAUUGCAGGCGGUGCAAACGGAGGCGCUAUGCUGAUCACUGGACGUGCUAUCCAAGGUGUCGGUAGUGGUGGAGUUACCAUGAUCAACGAUGUGAUCAUCUCUGACCUUGUGCCACUUCGAUACAGAGGCAAUUACAUCGCGAUAUUGCUCCUAGUCGCGACUAUUGGGUUCGCGAUUGGACCUUUUCUUGGUGGUAUUAUCGUGGAGAAAACGAGUUGGAGAUGGGUCUUCUAUCUGAACCUUCCCAUCGGAGGCGCUGCCAUUGUCGUCACAUACUUCUUCCUCAAUCUCCAGUACAACAAAACACAAUCUACAAUGGAAAAACUUCGUCGUAUUGACUAUAUCGGUAACGCUAUACUCAUUGGAUCCAGCGUCUCGAUCCUACUCGCUCUCACAUGGGCUGGGCCCGUGUAUCCUUGGUCCGAUGCUCGAAUACUGGCUCCCCUAAUCAUAGGUAUUCUUGGCCUCGUCGGCUUUGUUGUCUAUGAAGGUUCCGGUAUUCCCUCUGAGCCUGUCAUGCCCAUCAGAUUAUUCCCGGGGCCAACAUCUUACAUCAUCUACGCCAACACAUUCCUCAACGUCCUCUUGAUCAACUGGUGUUACUUCUUUUUCCCUUUGUAUUUCCAGUCCGUCCUGUUAUCAUCCCCUCCAAGGUCAGGAGUCCAAAUGCUACCCAUCGCACUCAUCGCCAUUCCCGGUGCUGCAGUAGCUGCCAUCAUCCUCUCACGGUGGGGAAAGUACAAGAUGCUCCAUAUAUCGGGCUUCUUUAUCAUGACCGUGGGCGUCGGUAUGCUGGGUCUUCUCGACGAACACAGCUCGCCAGCAGCUUGGAUUCUGCUCCAGUUCAUACCAGCGAUAGGCUCCGGCCUCUUGCUGAACACACUUCUCCCGGCUUUUCAGGCAUCUGCAGAUGAGAUCGACCAAGCUGCUGCAACGGCAGCUUGGGCUUUCAUAAGAUCAUUUGGUGCAGUUUGGGGUGUAGCUAUUGCGGGAAGUGUCUUCAACUCGUACACGAAGCAAUACGCGCAUAUGGUUGAUAAUGAGGUGGCAAGAAAAGCUCUGACCUUGGGAGAUUCGUACCAGAGCGCGACACGCGCAUUCGUUCAGCAAUUUGAGGAAGCAGUUCAAACUCAGAUCCGACAUGUUUUUAUGCUGUCGCUGCGAAAAGUCUACAUCAUCUCCGUAGCCUUUGGUGGGUUUGCGUUUCUACUCUCCCUGUUCGAGAAGGACAUACCCCUACGCAAAGAGCUAGAUACUCAGUAUGGACUGGAAGAGAAAUCACCAGAUAAGCUGAAGGAAAACGAGUAG